AGACCCUUCUGUGAGAUCCCCACCUCAUUCUGCGCUGGGAACGACACUUCCCACUACAGGGCUAUAAAUGUCAGAUGGGAAGUGAUGUGGAUCAGAAACAGCGGCCAAUAGGAGAAGCCAUCAUCGGUGGCAGUAGGAGUUUCCAGCAGGGUGCACGCCACAGCUUGACUCACAGGCAGUUUGACAAGUCCCAUCGGCCAGAGACGUCUACUUACGGUUUUUCGCUCAAAUUGCAGUGGUUUGCCUUUGGCACAUUUCGGGAUCCAGCAAAAGAGGCCCAAUCCAUCAGGCUUCCUCCUCCAGCGGAAAGAAUGUCUGAGCGGCCGGAGGAUGACGUCAGAGCCGGGGAGCAGCGCAGAGCGGGGGCCCGGCGGCGGCAGCAGCAGCAAGGGGACAGCAGGGCGAUGGCGGCCCUGCCCAGCCCAGGGGCCAUGCUGGGGCAGUCUUGGGUCAGCUGGCUGGACGCCGCCAGGCUGCACGGGGGUGACGAGCCGGAGGAAACUUCCAAGGAGAGUGACCAGAAGAGAGAAGCCAUGAGACUCAGCAGGGAAGACAUGCCCAUAUUUGGACUGUGCCCAGCCUACGAUGAGUUUUAUCUGGUCGUAUGUAGCCAAUGUAAUCAGGUCAUAAAGCCGCAAGCAUUUCAGUCACAUUAUGAAAGAAGACAUGGUUCCUGCGGCAAGCCCCCUCUAACACCUCCCACUUCGUCUGUGUAUUCCCUCUACUCCUCCCUGCCUUCAGCAAAAAGCAAAGCGGCCGGCGGCAGCACUCGCACGUUCAGCGGUGCAAGCGGUAGUGCCUCCUCCAACUCCAAGCUGAUAAAAUCUCCCAAAGAUAAGCUACAGAUAGGUGGAAACAGGUCGAUGCAUCCUGUACAGCACAGCAAAGCAAACCAAGACAAAAUAAUGACGCCCUCUGUUAAAGUGGAGAAGAUGCAUACAAUCCCAAAGAUGGAUGGCGUGUUAAUAAAAUCUGCUGCUGGGUCUACCUGUUCCUCUUCUGUCAGCUCCUCAGUAAAGACUGGCCUUAAUUGGCAAUCAAUACCAAAGCCACCUUUGCCUUCCCCUGGACAGAUACCAAAUGGUAAAGGAAUUCUCUCAACUCCUCCGAAUGUGGAAAAGAAGCCGGACGAUACACACUGUAGGAAAUAUUUACACAAGAGAUUGUCAGAUCGAGAGUUUGACCCUGAUAUACACUGUGGAGUUCUCGAUGUUGAGACUAAGAAGCCCUGCACUAGAUCUCUGACAUGCAAGACACAUUCCUUAGGCUACAGGAGAGCAGUACAAGGGCGCAAGAAAGGUUUUGAUGUGUUGUUAGCCGAGCACAAAAACAAAACCAGGGAAAAAGAAUUGCUCCGUCACGCUGAACAGCAGCAACAGAUACCUGCGCUCAGGGAACCGCAUCCCUCACCUUCAAAAUCUUCCCAGGAAUCACACCAAAAUUCUCAUGGACUUUCUGCCCCCGAAGUGAAGCCUUCAGUACCUAGCAAGGCCAAGCCUCACAACCCCAGUCUUCCAAGGCCAUCAGGUUACCCAGCGCAGCACAGUGGUAACGUUCCAAAUGGUUCGCCGUCAGUGCACGAAUCUCCUCAACCAGUAGUUCCUGCGGCUGAGCCGACCUCCCGCUUGUCUAGCGAUGAGGGAGAAGGGGAUGAAAAGGAGGAACCCGCUGAAAAACUGGACUGUCAUUAUUCAGACCAUCACCCUCGACCAGCAGCUUUUUGCUCCUUUGGUAGCAGACAGAUUGGGAGGGGAUAUUAUGUUUUUGACAAGCGGUGGGACCACAUCCGAUGUGCACUUAACUUCAUGGUGGACAAACAUCUUAACUCUCAGAUGUGGAGGAAAAUCCCUCCAGCAUCGGGCAGUUCAUCCAUGCAUGCUCCGCAUCGGACCAGCACGAAUUCAGCGCCUGUAUUACAGCGUAUGAACAACACUGGUUUCCUCUCGCCCAGCACAGUUACCUCUCCCCCCGCCCCCGUGACCUCUCCCUGUACAUCUGUGGACAAAGUCCUUUCACAAGGAACUAUACAAAGCGCUCACACUGCAACAGACCCCGCCAGUAGUAUGCAAUCCAGACAAGUGUCUUCUUCACCAUCCACACCGUCAGUGCUUUCCUCAUCGCCUAGCCCAGUCUCCAGCAAACCUCAAAAGUUAAAAUCCAACAAGGCUGUGAAACCUAAGGAAUCCACCGUCAGCAGCACGAACUGCAGUAGCAACAGCAGCGGCUCAGGAAAGAAACGGAAAAAUAACUCCCCACCCCAGCUGCUACCGCACCCCCCUUCUCAUUCCACUGAGUCCUUUAGGAAAAACUGUGUGGUGAACUCUGGCACGUACCACUCUCCCGGCACAACCUUGUCCCACGGAAGCCCGCACGGUGUCGGCCUCAAUUUUGUGAACAAUCGAUCUGUGAGUCUUAAACACGACCAAUCAGGGAGGGGUCCUCCAAUGGGAAACCCAGCGGAAUCCAUAAAGCGGAUGAGCGUAGUGAUGAACAGCAGUGACUCCACGCUUUCGCUCGGGCCGUUCGUUCACCAAGGCGGUGACCAAGCUGUGAACUCGCACAACACCUUUUCCCAUUCUCACGUUUCCCUGGACAAGUUUGCAGGAAAAAAGAGAAAGUCCGCAGCCGGCCCCAGCAGCGUAACCAAUAACAGCAAAGCCAGUAAGGUUGCCAAACUGCCGCCAGUAAACAACAUUCACUCGAAACACAGUGGUGGAAUUUCAGGAACGCCGACGUUGACCAAUAAUUCACUUCGUCAUCAGCCAAAGGCUCGUCCCUGACAGUUGUUUGUUACACAAACUGGACAAAUUAUCGUCACAAUCACCAACCUCCAGCUGGCUCUGUGGGCUCCAAGAUGCCUUUGAGUUUUCUCAACCUUCCCAAGGUCCUCAGGUAUAUGGAGCGUUUCUAGGACCGUCAGCUGGACCAGGAAUUUCCCUGAAGCCAUGUCUGUAGCAGUGAGUCCCAUCGCCGCUUCUAUCAGUGUUAGUGGACUGAGCCGCUUGCUACAAACCUGUGAGAAUUUAUUCGCAUUGAGCGUGAGCUUUUGUCCUCCAGCCUGCGGGGGGCGAGAGAGAAACUACACUGCAACUUUCUCCUGGGAACGCGGUCACCUGACGCCCAUCAGUGCAGACACAAUGACUGAAGGAGAGGAAUAAGGCUUUAUUCUUUUUACAGCAAUGCUCCAGUGAUUAACUACUAAAAUAGCACAAUUACAGAAAUAUAAAUAAAAAUAAAAAAAAGAGUAAUUAAGACUUUUGAA
Pseudophryne corroboree (corroboree frog) is the source of this 3262-nucleotide messenger RNA. RefSeq names its product ataxin 7 (gene ATXN7). Lineage: Eukaryota; Metazoa; Chordata; Amphibia; Anura; Myobatrachidae. The transcript is spliced from 12 exons. The coding region runs from base 75 to 2780 and encodes 901 amino acids. The record is from RefSeq and is a predicted model, not a curated record.